GAUUGCAACGUUACCUGUGACAAUUGCAGCCCCGGAUCUUGUAACAUAAAUACUGGAAAUUGCGGCACCUGCAAACAUGGUUUUCACGGUGACAAGUGUGAGAAACAAUGUAGUAACACUUGCCUCAAUUCAGUAUGUAGAAAACAAGACGGUUAUUGCAGUUAUGGUUGCAUGAGUGGUUUCUAUGGUUUUUUCUGUAAAAUUGAAUGUAGUGAAAACUGCAGACAAGACAGCUGCUCUAGAAGUGGAACUUGUAUAGAUGGAUGCAAACUUAAUUGGACCGGCGAUAAAUGCAACAAAUGUGAUUUAAUUCAUCAUGGAACUGACUGCUUACAAGUGUGCAGUGUUAAUUGCAUCAAUCAGACUUGUGAUGAUGACACUGGAGUUUGCACGUUAGGAUGUAAUGAAGGAUAUUAUUCACAUAAAUGUGAACAGAGUUGCAGUGCUUUAUGUCCAUCGGGCUGCAGCAGAUACUCAGGAGAAUGUAAAGGCAAUUGUCCAGUUGGUAAAUAUGGAAAUCAAUGUGAAAUGGCUUGCAAUCAGAAUUGUAAAAAUAUAUGUAGUAAGGUUAAUGGCUCAUGCACCUUUGGAUGCAUUGACGGGAAAUUUGGAGUUGAUUGUCUGCAAACUUGUGGAGGAGGGUGCAUUUCUGGUUGUAACCAAGCUGAUGGCAGAUGUUAUUGUGAAAAAGGAUGGCAGGGUGAAAACUGUGAUGGCUGUGAAUCGACAUAUUAUGGACAAGAAUGUGAAUAUCAAUGUAGUUCAAACUGUUUGAACAAAACCUGUCUUUCAAACAACGGGUCGUGUAUAGGAGGAUGUAAGGGGGACUUUAUAGACGAGAAAUGCUCCAUUGCACUUGCUGUAAGUGACACAACUUCUUUGCCGACUACAGCUAUUGGUGCUGGAUUUGGAGCUGCAUUAUUCCUAUUGGUUUUUAUCAUUAUCGUCGUUAUUGUUCUGAGAUACAGACGGCAAAUGCGUCAAAAUUCCAAAUCAGAAAUGGUUAUCUAUAAAAAGGAUCAUGUUCCACCUUCUGCGGAAAACAAGUUGUACACUAAUAUAGGGAGUGUUUUCGUUGCGAUCGAGGAUCCAGAAGAAGAACCACAAAUAGAAAACCCCGAGGAGGCUGUUUAUUAUAAUGACCUCUCAGUGGCCAAGGAUAUCGCGGUGUCGGAUCUACUGACAAUCAUAACACAAAAGGAGGCCAGGGAGAACGAGGGAUUCCAAAAGGAAUUCAAGUCACUUCCUUAUGGAGAAAGAUUUGCUUGUGAAACCGCCAAAACAGAAGAAAACAUGCUUAGAAACAGAUUUAAAACCACGUUUCCUUAUGAUCAUUCUCGCAUAAUUUUGGAGGUCAGUAAGGGAUUCGCCUCCGAUUACAUCAAUGCAAACUAUAUUGAGAAUAUGGAAGGAAGAAGGGAAUUCAUUGCCUGUCAAGGCCCCCGAGAGAACACUUUGAUAGACCACUGGAGAAUGAUAUGGCAAGAACAUGUAGAAUACAUUGUCAUGUUGACUAACCUUAUUGAGGGUCCAAAGGUGAAAUGUCAUCAAUAUUGGCCAGAUGAAGGAAAAGAAUUGGACAUCAAUCCAUUUUCUGUAACCAUGUUAGAAGAAACGGUCUAUGCUUAUUUUGUCGAAAGAAAAAUGAAUGUGCGGAAAAAGAGGAUCACUGGGUCAAGGACGGUCGUACAGUAUCACUACACACGAUGGCCCGAUCAUGGAACACCGAAUCCUCUAAAUUUGGUUGUCUUCCACAGACACUUUAGACACAAAAUCAAAUCUACCCAGAGUCCAAUUAUUGUACAUUGCAGUGCAGGAAUUGGACGAACCGGGACAUUCAUUGCCCUUGACGUUUUGUCCAGGUAUGGCAAGGACAAGGGCAAGGUCAAUAUCAUAGAGUAUGUCAAGGCCAUGCGUAAAGACAGGAUGACAAUGAUACAGAAUGUGGACCAGUAUGCGUUUCUGUACCAUGCUUUGUACGAGUUCUUCAGACGAAAAGGACAGUAUAGGAAGAAAGACGAAUUUCGCGGUCUGUAUGGAGAUACAUACAGAAUAAAUUCACAGAAACAACUCACAAAUGAAUUAAAUGAAUUGGUUAAUGUAAAACCAAGCUAUGACGCACGUGACUUUAAGAGUGGAAAAGAGUUUUCAGGCUUAAACUUCACCAAAUCCGUUUUACCAGUUGAGCAAUAUCUGGUGUAUCUGACAUCUCAUGUAUCUGGCAGAGAAUCUUACUACAAUGCAGUUCAUGUUUCUUCCUUCACUCGAGCUGAGGAAUUCAUAUCUGCACAAUUCCCAGUGUCUGGUGCGGCCAUAGAUCUUGCUCGCCUGCUUGUAGAUCAAGAGUCAACAUUCCUCAUUUCAAUGAAUCCAUUAUCAGAGAUAAAAGAGCUACAAAAUUGGGUUGAAGGAAAAGCUGGCAAUGUUAAGCUAAAUCCUUAUACAAUUGUUCGCGAGGAACAGAAAACACUGUCGGACGAGAUGAGAAAGACAAACAUAAAAAUAACAAAGAAAGGGUUUAACAAAAAGGCCCACGCAGUACAGAUAUUUGAAUGCAUGAAUUGGAAUUCUACUGAUGCUCUUCCAGCAGAAACGUCUUCUUUGAUAAACCUUCUACAACAGUUCAGCCUCGAUCGCAAGUCUCACCCAAACGGACAUAUAACUGUUAUAUCGAAGGACGGUGCAACCUGCUGUGGAGUAUUUAUUGCUGUAUAUAACGCCAUAGAACAGCUACAACAAGAGAACGAGGUGGAUAUAUCUACAAUAGUACAACAGAUACAGUGUAGAAGACCAGAGAUGGUAUCUUCAAAGGAAGAGUACGAAUUAUGUUACAAAGCAGUUUCAGAUUUUCUGAAUACAGACAGUGUAUACGCCAACACUUAAAAUAGUUUUGUCUUUGUGUACUUGUAAGAGAAGGAUUCAUAAAAAUAAGGGUAACAAAAAGAACUAGUCUAAGGGAUAUUAUUAUGUGUUAUAAUUACUGAACUGAGCAUUUUCCUCCUAUACAUCAUUUUGAUUUAUGUAUUCCUUUUUUAAUUAUUGUAUCUAAGCAUAUUCACGUAUAUUUUAUAUUUUUUUUAUUUAUAUUUUAUCAAAAACUAUCUUAUUAUACUAGUUUCCUCUUUUAUAGUUAAGGUAUUAUAGGAGUAUGUUUUAAUCAGAUUUCCGCAUUUAGCAUUAGCUUGAUUUUUGUUCAUUGACUCUUUGUCAGAUAAUUGUAUUACUAGUAAACAUGUAUUUUUAAAGAUAAGGAAUGCAAA
Saccostrea cuccullata (small rock oyster) is the source of this 3260-nucleotide messenger RNA. RefSeq names its product receptor-type tyrosine-protein phosphatase epsilon-like. NCBI's taxonomy places the organism in Eukaryota, Metazoa, Mollusca, Bivalvia, Ostreida, Ostreidae. The transcript is spliced from 21 exons. Bases 172 to 2883 code for a protein of 903 amino acids. Gene Ontology annotation, molecular function: protein tyrosine phosphatase activity. Gene Ontology annotation, biological process: protein dephosphorylation. The record is from RefSeq and is a predicted model, not a curated record.